AUGGAGGAGACACCAGAAUGCCAAAUAGCCAUCGUCUGUGAAUACUGUGAGGAAAACAAUGUAGAUUUUUCUUGUUCUUGCGGCAAACGAAUCUGUGAAAAAUGCCUUGGAAAGCACAAGAAAGAACAUCCCACCCAUUUUGCUUUUGUUUACACCGGGACAUCAAUAAUAGUAUGCGAGAAACAUAUAGGAGAAAUCUGCAAAUUAUUCUGCAAAAUUUGCUGUGAGCCAGUUUGUAGUGUUUGCUCACAGACCAAACAUAAUGGACAUUCCUUCUCAUCCAUAGACGAUCACCUUUCGUCUCAAGGAACCUUACUGAACGUUGAGCUUAAGAAACUUGAUAUGGAAUUCAAAAGUACUUACAUGAAACUUGCGAGUAACAAUGAACAGAGAUUUUCUGAAGUUCCUGCAAAAUAUUCAGCGAUUCGAGAAGCUGUUGAACAAGCAGGGAAAACUUUGCACACGAAAGUUCAAGAGACGGUGAAAAAACUAAAAAUGCAGAUUGAGGCUAUGGAAAUGGAACACCUUGACUGCAUAAGGGAUAACAAAAUGAAGAUAGAUAAAGUCUUAGAAGAUAUCGAAGAAACUAAAUCUGAUAUUUUCAAGAAAAUGACAGACAAUAAAAAGCUAGCUAUGUAUCACGUCAAGACAUAUCCCUUUGAAAACUGCCCUGAUUUGAUGGAUCGAACACUUCCCGUUUUCAAGCAAUCUGAAUCUGAAUUCAACUGUUUCGAGUUCUUGGGAACAUUGACUACAUCGAAAAGGGCCACAAUAUCUAGACCUCAAGACGAAACAUUUGACAGAAAAGAUGAUCAUAAGAUGAAUAAAUCUGUUGAAUUGCUGGAAAGUGCAAGGCAAGUACAAAAGAUUGCUACAGUUUAUGGCUAUAUAUUUGACAUAUCCUAUACAAUUAAGGAACAUAUCCUAGUGUGUGGUACUUACAGAAUAAAAAAGAGUUUCACAAUUCGCGCCUUAGAUUUUGGUGGAAAAGAAAUAAUGUCAAUACCCGUUCAAAAUCAACCAAAUUAUAUUUCAGAAGCUAAAGAUGAAACAAUAUUUUACACCUCGGAAAGCAAACGCGGUGUACACAGGAUUAAGAAUGGAACUAUUGAGACAAUUGCUUUAGACAAUUCUUGGAAACCAAGAGGUGUAGCCUGCAGGAGUUCUGGUGAUGUUAUCGUAGCUGAACAUAACGAAAUGAAAAGGCUAGGACGUUUGAGUAUCUAUACAUCAGAUGGUGAAAAAAAGCAAGUCCUUGGUAUCGGUUGUUCAGAACAUGAUCUCGUUAAUCCCUCAUAUGUUUGUGAAAACGCCAACUCGGAUAUCUGCACCUCUGAUUCAGGAAAACAAAUGGUUGUUGUGUUCCUUUCAGCCGGAGAUUUGAAAUUUAUGUAUAAGGGGAAGUCAGACGAAAAAGAGUUUACGUCCUUUACACCUCGAGGUUUAGCUACGGAUUGCAUGGCCAACAUCCUUAUUGCUGACUAUCUUAGUCACACAAUACACGUAAUUGAUUCUGAAGGAUGCAUAUUAAGGAAAAUUGUAGAAGAUAUUAAUUUUCCUACAGCUUUGUCAGUUGAUGAAAGAAAAAGACUCUUAGUUGGGCAAUAUCUCGACGCCAGUAUUCAAGUUGUAGAGUAUUUAAAUACAUUAUAA
Molecule: messenger RNA, 1653 nt
Organism: Saccostrea echinata
Lineage: Eukaryota; Metazoa; Mollusca; Bivalvia; Ostreida; Ostreidae
Product: E3 ubiquitin-protein ligase TRIM71-like
Exons: 1
Coding region: 1-1653 (550 amino acids)
Biological process (GO): proteasome-mediated ubiquitin-dependent protein catabolic process; protein polyubiquitination
Molecular function (GO): ubiquitin protein ligase activity; zinc ion binding
Source: RefSeq, a predicted model, not a curated record